Molecule: messenger RNA, 528 nt
Organism: Cladocopium goreaui
Lineage: Eukaryota; Dinophyceae; Suessiales; Symbiodiniaceae
Source: the annotation of a GenBank genome assembly
AUGUCCUCGCUGCGGGGCUUUGCCCUUGCAGCUGGCUCCCUCUCCGCACGUUAUCUGCUGGGCGAUGCCCUUACCCAGCGAUGCAUUGAGCGACGGCAGGCGCACGACCUGCGUCGAGCCCUUCUCUUCGGCAGCUUUGGUGCCACCAUGGGAGGCCCCGCCUAUCUCUUCUAUGCGCAUGUUCCUGCCCAAUUGAGCCGAGUGGUUGUUGGCAAGUGGAGGAUGGUGGCGGCCAUGAUUGCAGUGGACUGGGCAGUCUUUAUGCCCCUGAUCUAUUUGCCGGUCUUCUAUACCUUCCGUGAAGCGGUGUAUAGCAGGCCCCCGAGUUGCAUCGCCCUGGCCACGGGCGCCUGCAGCUUCUGGGCGCAGCACGUGGGCAGCGACCUGACGGCGGCCACUCCGCUGCUGGUGACCUCUGAUGUGGUGAUGUUCACGGCGUUGCCGGCCAUGUGGCGCGUGCCCUUUCUGUCCUCCAUCGGACUACUGUGGGUCAUCUACAUCUCCUUGAAACGCGGCUCUUCGGAGUGA